AGGGAGGGGGGCUCUGCGGCCGCCCAAGACACUGAAGGAUUUCACUUCUCUCUGCGGGUUCAGCCCGCUGAGAGCCCAAGAACCGGAUCUGUUUACACGGGGCAUUAACUGGUAUCCCAGGACUUGUUCAUUCAAGUGUCAGUGUCACUGCCGGCGCUGGGAAGGGAGGCGCACCCUGCGGCUGAUCUUAUAAGAAGAAAGCACCGCCGCCUUGGUCCGGGGAACCCCGACGCGUCCCAGAGCGUCCCCCAGUGGCCGGGCAGGUGCAGAGACUGCUCCCUGUGUCUCAGCAAGCCAGUGACAGGCGACCCAGCUUCUCCCCUCUCUGGGGAAUUCAGACUGCCCGUGUUGGCCCUGUGUCUUUUUCUUCCGAAAGGCCUGUCAGUGUCUUAUCUCUCAACUUCAAGUCCGAGGACUUGCUCAGUCUUCUUCUCUCCAGUCCUUCCUGACAUCCUUCGGCAGCCUCGCGAAGCGGGGAGCCCGCGACUUGAAGUCCCAGGCUUGGUGUCAGCAGUCCCAGCCUGUCUGGCUCAGCAGUCGAGCGCAUCCGUCUCUCUCCUUCCCUUUAUCUGUCCUCUAUUUCCUCCUCUACUCUUUCCUCCCUCUCUUGCCUCUUAAGUUUCCAGCACCGCGAACCCAACUGUGCUGAGCCGAGGCUCCCGAGGAACCCACCCUGAGCACCACCCGGGCACUGGGGCGCCCACUCCACCACGACCGGACAGGCGGCGGGACCCGUCUGCUCCAGAGCAUGGAGACCAAGCGCCAGGGAGGGCAUGUCCGGGGCGCCGGAGACUCCAGGCCCGAAUAGCUUCUCCAUGGAGUCUGCCCUGAGCGGUCCCAGCUCUCCGGAUUCACCCCCCAGUACCGUGCGGCUGCUGAGAGCGCUCUUUGCUCUGUAAAGUGGAUGUCAGGUGGAUCUAUGUUUCUGAAGGAACAAAGACUCAGUGAAGGCACCACCGAGGAAGUUUGAGACGCGGGAGGAUGCAGGCUGCGUGCUGGUACGUGCUUCUCCUUCUGCAGCCCACAGUGUACUUGGUCACAUGUGCCAAUUUAACAAAUGGUGGAAAGUCAGAACUUCUGAAAGCAGGAAGCAGCAAAUCCACACUAAAACACAUAUGGACAGAAAGCAGUAAAGACUUGUCGAUAAGCCGGCUUCUAUCACAGACUUUUCGUGGCAAAGAAAAUGACACAGAUCUAGAUCUGAGAUAUGAUACCCCAGAACCUUAUUCUGAGCAAGACCUCUGGGACUGGCUGAGGAACUCCACAGACCUUCAAGAGCCUCGACCCAGGGCCAAGCGAAGGCCCAUUGUUAAGACAGGCAAGUUUAAGAAAAUGUUUGGAUGGGGUGAUUUUCAUUCCAACAUCAAAACGGUGAAGCUAAACCUGUUGAUAACUGGGAAAAUUGUAGAUCAUGGCAAUGGAACAUUUAGUGUUUAUUUCAGGCAUAAUUCCACUGGUCAAGGGAAUGUAUCUGUCAGCUUGGUGCCCCCUACGAAAAUAGUGGAAUUUGACUUGGCACAACAAACUGUGAUUGAUGCCAAAGAUUCCAAGUCCUUUAACUGUCGCAUUGAAUAUGAAAAGGUUGAUAAGGCUACCAAGAACACACUCUGCAACUAUGAUCCUUCAAAAACCUGUUACCAGGAGCAGACCCAAAGUCAUGUGUCCUGGCUCUGCUCCAAGCCCUUUAAGGUGAUCUGUAUUUACAUUUCCUUUUAUAGUACCGAUUAUAAACUAGUACAGAAAGUGUGCCCUGACUACAACUACCACAGCGACACACCUUACUUUCCAUCCGGAUGAGAAUCAACACAUGGGUGAGACUGAAACUAAAGGAAUUAUAGAUGAUAUGACAGGGCUGUUACCUCAAAGAAGAAGGUCACAUCUGUUACCUGGAAUGUGUCUACACUGCUGUUCUUGUCAACUGGCUGCAAAAUAUACUAGUGGAAACAAUCUGAUGUAAUUUCUGCCCAGUCUGUUUCACCUCUCAGUAUAGUUGCAAAGCACAUGGAUUUUUAAAGCCACAUUUGAAGACAUGUUGUCACAUGUAGCUGUACACAAGCACAUAAACAUGCACAUUUCAGCUUGCAUUUGUCAUGAUUUCUAUCAAGAGGGCUUUCAUUGUCUGGCUCAUAAUGGUUCAGGAUAAACUAUCAUCAAGCAAAAGGAUCAACUAGACAGAGAAUAGUUUCUAACACUUGCUGUUAUGAAAAUCUCUUUUAAAGUCUUGAGUACAUGCUAAUCAAUAAUCCCCACUCAUGCAUUCCUACUGCUUGGAGUAGCUGUACUGCUAAAUAUUUAUUGUAGGAGUAUAUGCUUGUUAAAAUGGGAAAAAAUAUGUCUUUAAAGCUCAGUAUUCUUUAUUUUAUGAACACAGCAAAGUGUAGUAACGUUUUUUCCAGCAUAUAGUAGGCACAUUCAAGGUGAUAUAAGAUGGCUUUUUUUUUUUUUUUCCUGUGGAGGGAGCCUGUUCUAAGUAAAAAUAAGCAAACAUUUGAAACUUACAUGUGGGCAGACAUUGGAUUACAUCUUUCACCACCAGUCAUUGGACUUUGGCAAAGUUAAAAUGAGCUGCUUAAAAUAAGUUAUGAUCACUUAACAAAAAGGGAAUUUCCUGGCAGACACCAUGUAAGUUAUAAGUGUCUGUCUUAUCUUUACUACAUAUAUUGUAACAAAUUCAAUAUCCUAAUCUUCAUUUGUAUGAAUGGUUUGUAUUGUACAUAGUUUAACCAAGUGUUAUUUGAGCUGCUUAUUAAUAUUAACUUGUACUUGUCUCUCUGCUUGUUAUUGGUUAUAAAAGAAACAAAAAAGGAUACAAGGAACUCAUUUUAUGAAUGUAGCUGUGAAUUCCAUUAAAAAGGCAAACUUAAUGUACAAAGCAUUUAUUCAGCUCAAGUAUUGUUGAAAGCUAUACAUAUACAACAUUACAGUCUGUCUGUAUUUAGAUAUUUUGUUUCUGGACAAAAAUGGAGUGUACGUAAAAAUAAAAUGCUUAAAGUUGAGUUUCAAUA
Erinaceus europaeus (western European hedgehog) is the source of this 3005-nucleotide messenger RNA. It is a transcript of the gene NXPH1, whose product is annotated as neurexophilin 1. The record is from RefSeq and is a predicted model, not a curated record. Lineage: Eukaryota; Metazoa; Chordata; Mammalia; Eulipotyphla; Erinaceidae. The transcript has 3 exons. Gene Ontology annotation, molecular function: signaling receptor binding. The coding region runs from base 982 to 1797 and encodes 271 amino acids.